GCAGACGACGGCCUAUAAAACGACGGAUCGAGCGGGGGUGCCGACCACAGGUGGUGACAUACCUUCGCUCGUACGAGUCGAAAACGUUCAGCCUCUCGCUGUCAAGUGAGGAUCCUUCUAACACUGACAAUGGCACUGUUCCCUCUCUUCGGCGGCUCGGACCUGGCGAGGCGUCUCUUCGACGACGACUUCGGCUCGAGUUUCCUGGACGGUGAGCUCUUCGAUCCGCCAUUCUAUCACCAGCGCUUCUACAUCCAGCCCAAAAACCAGCAGCAGCUCCAACAGCGCGGACGCGGAUCCCAGGCCGUCGAGGCGAGUGACCCGAACAAGUUCGCGCUUCGCGUGGACGUCCGUCACUUCGCGCCGGAGGAGAUCACAGUCAAGACUGUCGACAACUGCGUCGUUGUCCACGGCAAGCACGAAGAGAAGUCGGACGAGACUGGGUCCUACGUCAAGCGCGAGUUCACGAGGCGCUACGUCCUGCCCGAAGACGUGGACCCACACACGGUGACGUCUAGUCUGUCGGCCGGAGGACUGCUGGCCGUGGAGGCCCCGCGCAAGACGCCGAAGGAAGACCCCAACAAGCCGAGGGCCAUCACCGUUCACCACGAAGGAGCGUCCAAAGCUGCGGGUGACGCCGCUAAGAGCAAGUGAGGCGCCAUAUGUGCCCGUCUUUCGUGUUCACGAACGUUUCUGUUUACUCUCCAAGCAUUCCAGUUCCAUGCAAUACUUAGUUUAUAAACUGUUCUUGGUCGUGACGUCCAAAUAAACAAGCUGGAUGUAGUCGCAA
Messenger RNA from Ixodes scapularis (black-legged tick), 790 nucleotides. RefSeq names its product alpha-crystallin A chain. The transcript has a single exon. Gene Ontology annotation, biological process: protein refolding; response to heat. Gene Ontology annotation, molecular function: protein folding chaperone. Bases 130 to 654 code for a protein of 174 amino acids. The record is from RefSeq and is a predicted model, not a curated record. Lineage: Eukaryota; Metazoa; Arthropoda; Arachnida; Ixodida; Ixodidae.